Magallana angulata is the source of this 2868-nucleotide messenger RNA. RefSeq names its product dual specificity mitogen-activated protein kinase kinase 6-like. Gene Ontology annotation, biological process: stress-activated MAPK cascade; protein phosphorylation. Lineage: Eukaryota; Metazoa; Mollusca; Bivalvia; Ostreida; Ostreidae. The record is from RefSeq and is a predicted model, not a curated record. The coding region runs from base 360 to 1412 and encodes 350 amino acids. The transcript is spliced from 9 exons. Gene Ontology annotation, molecular function: ATP binding; MAP kinase kinase activity.
CAGCAAAGCGUGGUACAGCACAGCUUUUGUAGCUUUUGUAAGAAGGCUGCACUUGAUCACCUUUCUCCUCAGAAAGUCGGUCUCUAACUGUAAACAUGUCUGGGACAUUGAAAAACAAGCCUUACAUCAGACUGUAAACAGGUCACGCUGGAGCGUCAGAUCUGGAUCCCACUCUCUUCUAUUGAUUGUUUAGCUUGAGGCCGGCAUGCUAACACUUUAAUGAGUUUUUCCUGUGAACACUCCCACAAGUGCUGAAGGUCGGCUAGAUUUCAGAAACCACACUCUGGGUUUUCCCCAACUCUACACAGCCUGACUUGUCAGUUUAUCUUAUCCCUCCGAACAGUCGUGUAAUUCAUUGCAUGUCUGGAAGAAUAAUGAAGUUGAAAGGUAAAAGACGGCCCCCAGGCUUGCAGUUUAAAAUUGAGCAGCCAAAGGAAGAUGUACCACCCCCACCGGUGCCUCCAAUUCAGGACUCCAAGGUGAAGAUCAUGUAUGAGGGGAAGGAGUUUGAGAUAGAUGCCUGUGACUUGAUCACCAUCCGGAAUCUUGGGCGGGGUGCCUAUGGCAUCGUAGACCUGGUGAGACACCGCACCAGUGGGGCCGUUCUCGCUGUCAAGAGAAUUCCUAUGACAGUUAACAGCCAGGAGCAGAAGCGACUCCUGAUGGAUCUAGACGUGAACAUGAGGAGUGGAUCCUGUCCAUAUACCGUCACUUUUUAUGGUGCCCUGUUCAGAGAGGGAGAUGUGUGGAUUGUUAUGGAAGUGAUGGAUGCUCCACUGGACAAAUUCUACAAGAAGAUUUAUGAGAAUAAGGACCGUAUUCCAGAGGAUGUUCUCAGCAUUGUUGCUUUCUCUGUAGUGAAGGCACUGCAUUACCUACAGUCUGAGCUAAAGGUCAUCCACAGGGAUGUGAAGCCCUCCAAUAUAUUGAUCAACGAGAAGGGCCAGGUGAAGAUCUGUGACUUUGGAAUCAGUGGUUACUUGGUGGACUCUGUGGCCAAAACAAUAGAUGCUGGCUGCAAACCGUACAUGGCACCAGAGAGAAUUAAUCCAGAGUCUGGACAAAAAGGCUAUGAUAUCCGGUCUGAUGUGUGGAGUCUGGGAAUCACCAUGAUCGAGUUGGCCACUGGUCAGUUCCCGUACCCGACUUGGAAGACCCCUUUUGAGCAGCUGAAGCAGGUGGUACAGGACCCCCCUCCUACCCUACCCAAAGAGGAAUUUUCUGCUGAGUUUGAAGACUUCAUCACCAAAUGCUUACAGAAAAGUGUAACAACACGUCCGAAUUAUGUGGAACUCCUCAAACAUUCCUUCAUCAAGAGGGGUGAGGAGAAGCAGGGUGAACUAGCGGACUAUGUCAAAUCUGUAUUUGAGAAGUAUGGCAACCCAAAUGCUGAGUCUAUAGAAAGGUCUUAAUUAGGUUCCUGUAGUUAGUGUCACCAAUGACUGGUCAAUGGUCUUUCUGUCGGAGGGCACCUGCCUCCCAGCAUCCGACACUCUAUCAUGGCUCGUGGUCCUCUACACAAACCCAUGAGGUGCUACAUGCUUCACACUUAUGAAUCAUGGGGGUCGUUUUAUCCAAGUCAUAUACAGUCUCUGUCAUAGACUGGACUCCUUAGAUACUUCUGGAAUCCUGCUGACAUCAUUGGCAGAUUGUAUCUCCUCAAUCAGUGAUAGAUAUUUGAACCAAUGUCUGUUUUGUUCAGACAUCCAGAUAUUCCAUAUAUUAUGAGUCAAUUAUAUAAAAUGAAUAGUUUGCAUUAAUUUAUUGAGAUGUGUUAUGAUAGUGCAAUGUUAAAAAUUUUUAAAUUGAUUUCUCACAAUUUAUUAUGCCUGUUUUUAAUGCAUGUGAUUUAUAUAUGCAGACUUUGUAUUUUUAAUAAGAUAUAUGACUUUUAACUUUUAUGUUUACAUUGACUUGACAUCCAUAGCAAUAACACUGUUGUCUUGCUGUGGUUGAUUACAAACGGAAGUGUGUAUUGUCAAAACAAAAACAAACAAAAAAGAUAUGGAAUGAAAUUGAUGUGUUGAUUGUAUUUAAUAAGAUAUUGUUAAUCAUAGUGUGCUCAAGUAAAAAAGGGUCCUCUAAACGAACAAUGUCCUUGGACUGUUCCAACUAUGGACGCUAUUUAUUACAAUGUAACUGCUGUUAUAUACUUAAAAGCUUGCUGGUAGUUCAGUAGUCAUAUUAUCUAAGUCUACUAUUUCAUGAUCAUUGUCAACUUGUUACUGACAGAUUUGUAACACCCCCCCCCCCCCCCCUUAGAAAUAUAUGUAGCUCCUGUAAUCUCCACAUGUAGUGAACUAUUGUAUACAGGUAAUUAAAAAAAUAAAGGGUCAUGACCUCUCACUCACGUAACUGGGCUUGUCUCACAAGGUCAUGGUUUUUGAUAUAGUCUUUGUUUUUAGUCCGAUUUUUGUUGCCAAAUCUAGAGGUGAACAAAUGAGCGUGUUGAUGACCAAAGUGUACGGAAAAAAAAAUACCAAAAAUAGUGCGGCCAUGAUAUCAUCAUUCACUGUGUGUUUAGUAUUGUUUUGUAAAUAAACCUCUUACUAGUAGAGUGUAGUUGCUGUAAUGUGUAAAUAGGAAUUAUCUAGUUAUUGCACAUAUAUGUACAUGAGAAAUUCUUAGAUUAAUAUAUAUUUAUAUAUGCUGUUGGUGUGUGAUGUACUACUGUGCGAGUGUGUGCGAGAGUUUUGAAUAUAUGCAAAUGCAGAUUGUUCCCUAGACUUUUCUCUGAAGCUCAGGUUAACUUAAAGAUGAGCAAAUAUGUUACCAUAUAUACCACUGUUUGUUACUAUCAUCAUGUUGAUCAUGUAUAAUGAUUAUUGACUGUGUUGAAAUGAUGAAAUUAAAGGCAAAGAAAACGCU